AUGGGUCGCUUCUCAGCGGUUGCGCCGGCGACAAUACGUGUUCAAAUCGUCCCUGUCGGCAGCAUUGAGACAGUGCGCUUUCAACAGAUACGAAAAGCCCUGAAUGCAAAUGCGUCCAUUCUUAGGCUAGGUGAUAUUGAUAGUGCAGAGGAGGAGCACAGUAUACUGUCGCCGAAGCAGUAUCACAAUGGCAGCCUUCUCCUUUCUUAUAACACUUCUCCGUGCAGCGAGCAGGAACAGCAACUAUCGCCCUUUGAGCACUUCCGCGAGACUCUUCUAGUCCUCGGUAUAGCAGAUGGGCUCAGUAAAGAGCAGGAGGAUCAGGGGAAAGAGCUUGUCCAAGCAGUGGAGCAUCUCCGAGAACACCACCCGCGAGUGAUACAUCGCCAUGUGCUUGUUCUGCCAACUGCAGAGGGCUCGAUGGCUACGGCCAUGGACAAUGUCACCCGGGUGGCCAAAGCUGGGGAUGAGGAGGGGGGACUAGCCCUUAAAGAUGCCAUGGGUGAUGUUGCGGCACGUUUCCUGACUAAUUUCUCAAUCUACGCCAAGGCUACGCAAGCUUCUCCUACUAUUGCGACACCAGGACAGAGCGCAAGAGCAUCGCAGCGCACUGAAUCCAUACGGAGCAACGAUAGCAGACCUCUCUCCGGCUCCGGUUCAGCUACACCAACAGCGACAGAGCCUACCGAGAUAUCCAGUCCCAUUGGCAGCGACGACGCUUCCGCCUCAGCGCGACCGCCACCACGCAAUAUUGGCUCGCCGCCACCACCGCCAACAUCAUUCGAUAUGAUCCGCGGUGCCAACAGCAGUAUCAGCGCUCUCGCAAGAUCUGACAGUCGAACUAGCAAGCAGGGAGGUAGAGCAGACAGCCAAGAACGCGUCGCGACACCUACGAUGUCGGCCAACAAGGUGAGAGACCUCAAGAAAGCCAAAGUCGGCAUCGUCCUCGGCCAGAUAUAUAUGAUGGCUGGACAGUGGGCCGAAGCGCUUCGCAUACUCUCCGAGAACACCACCACUGUACGCAAACUUUUGGACAACGCAUGGCACGCAAAAGGCCUGGAGGCGAUGAUGGUGUGCAUGCUUCUCAUGGCACACUUUGGCCUCGAAUUCGUCAUCCCAGCCCUCUGCUCCCCAUACUCGGACCGCAGUCCUACGCACCUCGCUGCUUCAAUCCCAGGCCUUCUCAAGACGAUCCUGCACCUUUUCGAUAGUAUGGAGGGCGAUAUGCUACCGUUUGCCGUAGCGGCCGAAACAAGAAUACGCUUCUGUGGCCUGCUAGCCAUCCUAUAUGCCGCCAAUCUCGAGUUGGACAAGAACAGCCUUCACGCCAUAGUCUACGAUAUCUCCAACGCCGUGUCCGGGACAACAGCUAUUGUGGCACCCGCGAGUGGUAUGAACAAAGUUGAUGUUGCUGAGAUGCUUGUUGCCGCUCGUCCUACUGAGGAGCAGACGAUUCUUCCUGCGGAGCAUAUAACGCUCUUGUCCGGCAUAUAUGCCGUCCUGUCCAAUCUGGGAUUCCAGCGUAAGAAGGUUUUCGUAUUGAAAGAGAUCAUCGAAAACCUCACGAAAGCGCUCAACCAGGCUCGUAGACUUGGCGCAGCAGAGGCUGGCAUCCAUCCAGCUACCAGCCUGACCACAGACCAGACGAUUUUUGACGGCAUACUGGGUCCUGCAGCCGGAAGUGACCAUCUAGACGAUAUAAUCGGCGUCAUCGCCAGUACAUACGGCAUUGAGUUGUCCACGACGGAGGGCCGAAAGGUCACCGGCUGUGGCAACGAUCUGCUCAAGCUGAAAGUACUCGAGACGAUUGCCGAGUACUGCGAGGCCUCGACGGAUCUCCGCGGCGUGAUAAUGGCAACGGCAAGCAUCCUGUCCGCCAGCACAUCAACAGGAGCCACAGGAUCUGAGAAUGGUCCGUCUACUAUCGCCCUCUCCCGCGAUGAACAAGUCAUUCUCUCAAGCACACUGUCUCGUUCAACCGCCUUCCUGAAGCAACUCGACCUAUCACAAUCCGAAGCACAUUUCUGGGAUGAUUUCCUCGUACGCGGCGUCGUCUUCAAUCCUCCGGACAGUGCUCACGCCCUCCUCCCACUCUCAGCGGCAGACACGACCUCCUCCGGCAAUACACCGCAAGGCCGGAAUCCGCUCCUCUACGAUCCGAAUGCCAGACGAAGCCUUAUAGCGGGCCGCUCCAAACAAAUUUUCGUGAUUCGCGAGCCACAAGAGUUGUAUUUGAAGCUCCAGAAUACCCUACAAAUACCCAUCGUUGUCGAGUUCGUGGAAGUGGCCGUUACUGGCCCCGAGAACAUGAAGCUUGAGACCUUACGCUUCAAUGCUACGGCAAUAGAACCGAUGCGUGUACAGAAGCUUGCUCUCAUGGUUUGGCCCUCCAUAGCUGGCGACUUCAUCAUUGUAGGCUGUCAUAUUAAAAUCGCCAGGUGUCAGAAACGUUACUUCGACAUCUACGAGCAGCCGUGGACUCCAGAACUGAACAAUGAAGUCAAGGAGCAAGGCGUUGCUGCUCUCGCUCCGAACACUCCUGCCAAUCCGCCACAAAAGUCCACAUUCCCAUCCUUCGCAAUCCCGACCAUGCCGAUCCUCUUUUAUGGAGGUGUAGACGGGUAUACGCUUUGUCUACUGGAAGGCGAGAUCAGGCAAGGUGGGAUGGUCAUUACCAAUUCCUCCGAAGUCUCUGCCACGAUCAUCUCAGUCAAAGACCAACAGGGUCUCUUAUGGGUAUCGGGCAUUCAGGCCCUCCGCGGUAACGUCGAUCCAGGGGUUUUAGGUGGCGAGGUAUGCUCGAUGGCGCCGCAGAGCCAGAUCCAGCUGCAAACCACGGCCGUUGGUCGCCAGCUCAAGACCGAACCGAAGCUCGAGAUCCUCUAUCGUCCUGCUGCGGCCGAGAACGCUUCUGGGUUCGCGCGUAUGAUGUCCGUGCCCGUCCAUGUCACACUCAAUCCGGCACUGUCGCUCGGAAAUGCGGAGAUUUCGAGUGCCGACGACAAGACCUUCCACCUCUCUUUUGAUGUGGUCAAUAACCACACGUCCCCUCUGUCCUUUACGAUCAAGCUCCUUGAUCCGCUUGCUUGUGGCGACAACAAGGCCCUGCCGAGUGAUGUGCUAAUCCUGCCUGGACUGACUUUCAAAGUCUCGAUCUGCAUCAGCCGCGCCUUCUUACCCACAAAGAUCAGCGACAUCUCCCUCGAUGAUGCACGCAAGUCGUUGUAUCGAAAUGUGGUCGUGCAGUGGACAGAAGUCCUCGGAACAGUCGCGGGUGUUAGCCGUUAUGGACGCGCGACCAUGCAAGCUUUGGCUCUAACACGCGAUCAGCUCGAGACAGUAUGCAACUUCUACUUCCGCCUCGAGGCACGCUGCGAGUUCAAAGACCCGAGCCUAUUCCAUCACGAUAAGAUCGCGGUGGGCAGCGAGGUGAAGGUCCACUUUACGUUGGUGAAUAACACGAACAGAGAUUCGGAUACAGUUUACGCUAGAGUCGAGCUGCUGAAGAGCUCUGAUCCGCAAGCGCUAGCUAUCGGAGGCGAUCGUAUCAAGGUUGUGCAACCUAUUGCGUCAGGCGAGGAGGCAGAGGUAGUAUGGACGGUCGUGUCACUCCGAGCGGGAAAUAUUGAUAUAAGAGGAUGGACUACACAAGGGUUGAAUGAGACUAAGGAUGGACCGCAGGAGCUGGAGCAUACAUGGCGCGCAGAUGCUACGAUUAGAUUUCAGGCUGUUGAUCUCAGCUAG
Messenger RNA from Recurvomyces mirabilis, 3744 nucleotides. RefSeq lists its product as uncharacterized. The transcript has a single exon. The record is from RefSeq and is a predicted model, not a curated record. Gene Ontology annotation, cellular component: trans-Golgi network. Bases 1 to 3744 code for a protein of 1247 amino acids. NCBI's taxonomy places the organism in Eukaryota, Fungi, Ascomycota, Dothideomycetes, Mycosphaerellales, Teratosphaeriaceae.